Messenger RNA from Rhineura floridana, 1504 nucleotides. RefSeq names its product galanin receptor 2a-like. The transcript has a single exon. Gene Ontology annotation, molecular function: G protein-coupled receptor activity. NCBI's taxonomy places the organism in Eukaryota, Metazoa, Chordata, Lepidosauria, Squamata, Rhineuridae. Gene Ontology annotation, biological process: G protein-coupled receptor signaling pathway. The record is from RefSeq and is a predicted model, not a curated record. Gene Ontology annotation, cellular component: membrane. Bases 66 to 1079 code for a protein of 337 amino acids.
UUGAAGAAAGUUGGAUUACUGGAAAGCUCUUUGACACAGACUACACAUAAGUAAUUACUAUUAUCAUGGCCUCCAAUUCCAGUGCAGGGAAUGACACCAGCUCUGGCCCGAGUGACAUUUUCUUCCUUUAUAGCAAGAAUGUGUUUGCAGUCCUUUACAUUCUCCUGUUUCUCCUGGGCAUGCCUGGAAACAUCCUGCUGCUCUUGGUCCUGAUCCGAGGUCUCCAAAGAAAAAGUGGCAGCCACAUCUCACGCUUAACAGAGCCCCUUUUCGUUAAUAUUGUGGUUCUUGACCUUCUAUUCUUCCUCUACAGCAUUCCUGUGAUGUUUUGCAACAUCAUUUUCAAGGACUGGCGUUUGGGCCACCUGCUAUGUGCCACGAACCACAGCUUGUCCUUGUGGAUCUCCUUCGCUGACUUCUAUAGCAUGCUGGCUGUCGCACUGCUUCGCUAUAUUGCUGUCCUCCAUCCAAUGACAGUGAUGCCCAUCUCCCAAAAGCAAAUAACUAUAGCUUGUGGAUUCAUCUGGGUGAUUUGCUUUCUAUUCUCCACCCCACUUUGGAUUCAUUAUCAGAUAAUUGAUUUGGAGGGGGAAAAACUUUGUGUGAACCAAAUGGGAAGGAAGGAGGUUAACCUUUACCUGCAGUUCCUGGGAGGGGUGGGGUUCUUGCCUCCUAUGUUGGUAAUGAUUUUCUGCUACUUGAGGAUCAUCUCCACGCUAAGGGUUAGGAGGGCAUUGUCUAUGCACACAGCCUCCGGUCUGCAAGUUAACUGGAGAGCUACAGUGAUGGCUUUGGUCACCAUGGUGGCACUGGUGGCUAUGUGGCUCCCAUAUUGGCUGGUGAUUUUCUUUAUCAGGUAUGAUGAGUUGUUAACUACAGCCCCGAUGUACUUGGUUUAUCAUCUGACAUCCCUCUUGGCCUUUGCCAACCGCUGCAUUAAUCCCAUUAUCUGCUUCUGCCUCUCGUUACAGUUCCAAGCUAGGCUGAGAAACCUCUUUAGAAGGAUAGGGAAGGGAAUUCGCCAAGUAGGUCCUAUCCAUUUGGGCAAGAUAGAAGUGUUGCGUAGCACUUAUGGAUGAAUUCUGUGUUAUACGCCUUGCUAAUGAUGGGGGGCUAGGACAGUGUGUGGAACAAACAUGUAUUCUUUCCCCUAUAAUCUGAGGGAUCCUAUAUGGCCCUGUGGACCUCCACAGUUAUUGGACUACAGCUCCCUUCAACCUCAGCCAGCACAGCCAUUGGUCAGGGAAGAUGGGAUUGUGGUCCAAUGAUAUCUGGAGGGCCGCAGACAUGAAGGCUCUGCCUUGUGUCAUAGAUGGGGAAUCAGUGAUCCUCCUGAUGUUGUUGGCCUACAACUCCCAUAUUCCUUGCCUGCUGACUUGGGCUGACAUAAGUUGGAGUCUAACAACAUCCGGAGGGGUCACAGGUUCUCUGCUCCUGCCUGAUGUGAUUACUUACAAACAAACAGAGAACUCAUUAGGGAGAAAAUAAUAUGUGAAAACUUGAA